UAUAGGGGUGUGGGGAUUGCGGGGGUUCUGUGGGUUGAGGGCUGUGGGCCUUAGGCUGUUGGUCGACUGGUACAGUGUUCGGGAAUGUGGAAUGAGGGGAUAGGUCUGGAUUAGUUCCCGAAUGGUAUAUUUGGGGAUAUGGCGGCGCAUCUCGUCCGCACAUGGAGGCGCUGCUGUAGGGAAAUCCCCAACCCUUUUUACGCAUCUCCACCGCAGUAUCAAUGCCAACAUGGUGGUUGCACACGCGCUCCAAGUAGAUCCGAACUCGCGCCUCCUUCGUUGAUUAUGGAAUAGUAGCGUCAUAACAAACCUGUGCGGGAGGUCGGGGAGUGAGUACCAGUGAUGUUAUAAACACAAGUGCGAACAUUCCUCCUCACAGUAUGGCCUCGGUCGCCGCUUGGCUGCCAUUUGCCCGGGCGGCGGCCAUCGGUUGGGUCCCUAUUGCCACUCAUCCUCUUCCGCCGCCACCUAUACCAAAGGAUCGUCGCAAGGCUGAUGAUGAGAAGCUACUAAUAAACGUGUCUGGCCGUAGGUUUGAGACCUGGAGGAACACGCUCGAGAAGUAUCCAGAUACGCUCCUAGGUUCAAAUGAGCGAGAGUUUUUCUAUGACGAGGAGUGCAAGGAGUACUUCUUCGAUCGUGAUCCAGACAUCUUCAGGCACAUACUAAACUACUAUCGGACUGGCAAGCUCCACUACCCGAAGCAUGAAUGCCUCACUAGCUACGAUGAAGAACUUGCGUUCUUCGGUAUACUCCCAGAUGUUAUCGGCGACUGCUGCUAUGAGGAUUACCGCGAUAGGAAGCGCGAAAAUGCAGAACGUCUUAUGGAUGACAAACUCUCUGAGAACGGCGACCACAAUCUUCAGCAGCUUACGAACAUCCGCCAGAAGAUGUGGCGCGCUUUUGAGAAUCCGCACACCUCCACAGCUGCCUUGGUAUUUUACUAUGUUACAGGCUUCUUCAUCGCCGUCUCCGUGAUGGCCAACGUGGUGGAGACAGUUCCAUGUGGCAUACGGCCUGGCAAAGCUGGUCCACUACCUUGUGGCGAGCGCUACAAAAUCGUAUUCUUUUGCUUAGAUACCGCAUGUGUGAUGAUCUUCACUGCGGAAUACCUGCUCCGUCUGUUCGCCGCUCCGAGCCGCUACAAAUUCGUUAGGAGCGUGAUGAGUAUCAUCGAUGUCGUAGCCAUCCUACCCUAUUAUAUCGGUUUAGGAAUUAAAGACAACGAUGAUGUUUCCGGCGCUUUUGUCACCCUUCGCGUUUUCCGAGUAUUCCGUAUCUUCAAGUUCUCCCGACACUCCCAAGGACUACGAAUUCUCGGCUACACCCUUAAGUCGUGCGCUUCCGAACUAGGCUUCCUCGUCUUCUCCCUUGCCAUGGCUAUCAUCAUCUUUGCCACAGUCAUGUUUUACGCCGAGAAAAAUGUACGCGACACCAAUUUCACAUCGAUUCCGGCCGCCUUUUGGUACACGAUUGUAACAAUGACUACCUUGGGAUACGGAGAUAUGGUGCCGGAGACUAUUGCCGGUAAGAUCGUCGGAGGUGUUUGUUCCCUCAGCGGAGUGUUGGUAAUCGCCUUACCCGUUCCUGUCAUCGUUUCCAACUUUAGCAGAAUCUACCAUCAGAAUCAACGAGCCGACAAACGCAAAGCUCAAAGGAAAGCCCGACUGGCUAGGAUCAGGAUCGCGAAGGCCUCUUCUGGAGCCGCUUUCGUCAGCAAGAAGAAGGCAGCGGAAGCGCGUCUUGCUGCUCAGGAAUCUGGCAUCGAAUUGGACGAAAACUGCCGCGAAGAGGACAUCUUCGAGCUACAGCACCACCAUCUGCUGCGCUGCCUGGAGAAGACCACGGAUAGGGAAUUCGUUGAGUUGGAGGUGCCGUACAACGGACAUCCGAAGAGACCUGGUUCACCGUCACCGAUGGCCAGUCCCGCUCACUCCGCCGUCUCCAUCGGCCUUUUGCAGUCCUGCUGUGGCAGGUGUUGCCCCCGCAGAUACCAACAAGCUUGCGGCAAGUAUAUGCCCGCUGCUUCUGCAGCUCAAAGUAAUCAAACGGGCGGUGGCAUGGAUGGCACCUACCUAGUGGAGGCAUCUUUCUAAGACCACAUAUCAAAUGUUGAUACUUACAUGAACAACAAGACAAAAAAAUAUUAAGAAAAGAAAAAAGCUGCCUUCCCGUUAGAUUUACUGACUCUCAUAACACCACCGCAUAUAUAUUUAUUAUUACCUUCAUAGAUAUAUAUGCUUAUAAUUCCAUUAUUUCUUUUUUUUUGCGAUAAGAUACCUCCGAGUAUUCUCAAUGUUGAUCACACGAUAUCCCCCCAUUUGCCUACUGUAAAACAUAUGUGUGUUACCUUGGUACAUGUAGGAAUGAAUUGCAUAGCAUGUCUAUUAUUAUGAUUUGUUUCGUUCUGAAUUAGCUCUAAUAAUUAAGAGAAAAAAGAAAACAAUCGCGCUGUUCAAAUUAUAGUACAUAAGUGAUUGAGAAAUAUCACUUACGUACAUAUGUUUCUAAAUGUGUUUUUCUACUAAAGCGAAUCAAUCAUAUUAUUUGAUUAGACUUUUUGCUUUGAUAUUUCCAGUUCGUAUUUUCAUUUAUGUUGUCUCCAUUUCACUGUUGUCCUUUUUUUUGGAAUCUGUCGCUUCGAUACGCAUACAUCUUUCGUUCCGUUUUACCGAACAUCGAUUAUGUCGUAUUCAAUGUGUGUAGUGUAAAAUGUGAUAUAGAGGAUAUUGAUAAAUCACGAAAUUUAUGACGGAGAUACGUGUAGGAUUAUCUUUUCGAUGUAUUAUUAAUGAUUAAUGAAUUAACGAAGAGAAAAAUUAUAUUCUAAAUAUAUAUUGGUUCUUGAAUGAAUCGUGCGCAAGGUUGAGAGAUUGAACGAGAGACGGAAUGGUAGAGAGUGAAUUUGAGUGUAAUUUGACACAAAAAUAUUAGAGAAUGAAAGUGAUAAUUAAUUCUAGAUAUUCCAAGUUUUAUACAAAUUUCUUAUUGACUUUUAUUUUCGUUCCUGUUCCGGGUUACUCUUCGUUGUACUUUAUAUAUUAUAUACUAUUUUGGUCUCUGGGCGCACCAAAAGCUUCCCCUAAAAUGUGGACCACUGAUCGAUAAUCUCACAUAACCUGCCUUUCACGCUACACCCAGAACAAAAAAAUGAAACUAAGUAAGAAAUAACAUGUUACAAGCUAAAUUAAAAAAAAAAACAUAGAAUUGAUUAACUAGAGGCCAAGUUAUUAUUUUAUCUAUAUACAUAUAUUUAUAUAAAACAAAGAUAAUAAACUUAGUGUAAUUUAUUCUAAUAGAAGACGGACAUUUGUCGUGUUUAAUAUAAUCUACUAUAAAAGAGUAAUUAUUAAAUUGAAACAAAUGAUUGAGAAUCAUUCAGGAAAUGAUUCGAGCUAUACCUGCAUACAUACAGGAUAUAUAAAUUAAUGAACGUUGUACUUUACUAAAUUAGAACUGUAUUUAUCCAGCUUUUUCUUUUCUUUGUAUUUGUAUGUAGAUUUAAUUCUGUCUCAAACGAGAGGUAAAUGAAUCACAAUAUUAUUUAUUAGCGAAACAAAUAAACAUUAAGAUUGAUUUAUUUAUUAUUUCCACGAUUCUUUAUUUUAUUUUCUUCAGAUACACAACACACCUGAAGAACUCGUCAACGUUGUUCAUUUAAUUUAUUUUUUUCGUUCAAUUUAGACGAGAAAACACACCCGUUUAUAUAAUUAAAACGUCUUUUGUUUCUGUGUGUUUGUAAUUAAAUCGCGUGUUUCGAGUCGGACCUAUCUGGGGAAAAUGAUGUGCUAAUGUAUUUGAUGUUCUAGAGACGCUUUUCAUCUUUCAUUGUUUUUCUUAUUUUUCUCUCAUACGUACGUACAUUUUGGUUUCGAUCUGCUUUCGUAUUUGUUCUGAGGAGACUCCUAUGCGUCGCACAUUGAAAAUAUUUGCACUAUGAUCAAUUCAUGUUCACUAGACAUUUGUCCUACCUUGAUCAAUCCUGCGUCUCCUCUCGUUCCCACUUAAAAAGCAAACGAUAACAGAACUUUCGUAAUAAUUUAAAGUCAAACAUAGAUAGAUGUAAUAAAAUAAAUAGCAACCAAAAAAAAAUCAAGGCUUGUGUCUCAAAAGUAAAUUUUUUCUAGGUGUUAAACGAGACGAGGCCCUCGUGCUACAUAGAAUGACUUAACUUCGAAAUUGAAACGAAGACGUAAUUAUUCUCUCUUCACUCUAUUCUAGAACUUCAUAUACAUCCCUUUAACAGUAGUGUUCAAAAAAAUAAAAUGAAAGGAAAAAAAAUAUAUAAAUAUGAAUAUAUUAUCCCACCCCUUCCGAAAAUAAAAUAAAUGUAAUCAAUGUUGACCGUUUUUGAUCCCUAUUAUUAUUGUAACUUAACCGAGAAUUGAAGCGAAGUGUGGACCUUCUCUUGCCCGUUCAUCCCCCUCUGCCUUUUUCUGCGAGGGAAAGGGGGAAAGAAAUCAAUUGGUAUAAAGAAAGGUUAAAAAUAAAUAAUAGGACCGUUUUAAGCCAGUCUCUAAAUGUGUACAUGUUGUAAUUAAUGGAAGACUAGCUCUGUUCACGACGAGCAGUUUUGGUAUCUCAAAUUUACUACGAGACAGCAAUUAAUUAUAAAUAAUUCAUUUAAAGACAAAAAAAAUAUGAGUAUAUAUAUAUUAACAGAUGUAUGUGUUCUUUGUGGGAAAAUAAAACUAAUCCAAAUGUG
This is a messenger RNA of Nicrophorus vespilloides, 4705 nucleotides long. RefSeq names its product potassium voltage-gated channel protein Shal (gene Shal). The transcript has 3 exons. The record is from RefSeq and is a predicted model, not a curated record. Gene Ontology annotation, cellular component: membrane; voltage-gated potassium channel complex. The coding region runs from base 381 to 2096 and encodes 571 amino acids. Gene Ontology annotation, biological process: potassium ion transmembrane transport; protein homooligomerization. Gene Ontology annotation, molecular function: A-type (transient outward) potassium channel activity; protein binding. Lineage: Eukaryota; Metazoa; Arthropoda; Insecta; Coleoptera; Silphidae.